Messenger RNA from Colletotrichum chrysophilum, 780 nucleotides. RefSeq lists its product as uncharacterized. Gene Ontology annotation, molecular function: precorrin-2 dehydrogenase activity; protoporphyrin ferrochelatase activity. The record is from RefSeq and is a predicted model, not a curated record. Bases 1 to 780 code for a protein of 259 amino acids. Lineage: Eukaryota; Fungi; Ascomycota; Sordariomycetes; Glomerellales; Glomerellaceae. The transcript is spliced from 3 exons. Gene Ontology annotation, biological process: siroheme biosynthetic process.
AUGGCCGACAAAUCCAAAAAGUUUCCCGACGUCGAGGGCGGUGGCAGUCUUAUCCUGGCCUGGCAGAUCAAGGGAAAGAAGGUUUUGGUCGUUGGAGGCGGCGAGGUUGCCGCCGGUCGAAUCCUCAACUGCCUCAAUGCAGACGCCAAUGUCACCGUCGUCUGUCCCGCCUCUGGCUUCAACCCCGAGGUCGCUCAUCGCGUUGCUCGCGGCGAGGUCACACAUGUCGACCGUCUCUUCGAGCCAACCGACCUCGAUGGCGCCGACAUGGUUCUCGUUGCCAUUGACGACCCUGCCGCCUCUACAACCAUCUGGAAGCUGUGCAAGGAGAGGAGAAUACCCGCAAACAUUGCCGAUGUCCCUCCCGAAUGCGACUUCUACUUUGGCAGCGUCCACCGCGACGGCCCCCUCCAGAUCAUGGUCAGCACCAAUGGCAAGGGCCCGAGGUUAGCUGCCAUCAUCCGACGCUUUGUCGCCAAGCAGCUCCCCAAGAAUGCUGGAAAUGCCAUUGAGGCCAUUGGCACCCUCAGAGGCAAGCUGCGCAAGAUUGCCCCCACCCCAGAGGAAAGUCCCAAGCGCAUGGGCUGGAUGACAAAGGUCAGCAACGCCUACGACUGGGGCGAGAUGUGCGACCUCACCGACGAAGACAUGGAGAACCUUCUCAGGUUCUAUUCUUCCAAUACCGUUCCCACCAUCGACGACCUCAUGUCCAUGAGAGAGGAACCGGGCUUCCAGGCGGACCUGUUUGACGGUUCCUUUGGCUUCUGCGUCGGCGCAUAG